UUGCGCUUUCGCAUUUGCCAGCUGCAAAUAUUCAGUCACGAGCUUCGUCUUCGCAGGACCUGCCGCAAACUUUGCCCUUUGUCGAGCCCACAGCAGCACCAGGAACAGGCGAGGGAGGUGUGCCAGCGAUCGGCGCGCAGGCGUCGUGGGCUCCACUAGGCGACGGCGGUGAGUCUGUCAUGUCUACUAUGCGAUACAACAGCACGACCAACACUUGGCAGAUGGUGCCAAUGGUCUGGACAGCAACGGCGGAUGGAUUUCCAGUGCCAGGAAGCAACGCAGAUGAACCGCGAGCGAACUCGUACGUCCAAAACUCGUAUGUUGCCAGGGGAGUGGACUCGUGGCGGG
Amoebophrya sp. A25 is the source of this 348-nucleotide messenger RNA. Lineage: Eukaryota; Dinophyceae; Syndiniales; Amoebophryaceae. The record is from the annotation of a GenBank genome assembly.